AUGGCGUCUGAGAAAGAGUCGCAGAACUCUCAAGUUCACGAAACGCAUUCGAUUCCUGCAGAUUAUGACAAAAGGCAGGACAAGAAACUCAUUCGUAAAGUGGAUUUCAGACUUAUCCCAAUCUUGACAUUGUUGUAUCUUCUGAGCUUCCUAGAUCGAACAAAUAUAGGAAAUGCGAGAAUCAUUGGAUUAGCAGCGGAUCUCAACGUCUCGCCUCCCGCGUACAAUACUUCCUUGGCUUUAUACUUCAUAGCCUAUGUAGUUUUUGAAGUUCCUGCCAACGUGCGUAAUCGUGUAAAUAUUCCCCAUUUGAAGCGCUUCGACCCUCAAAUCUGGCUUCCGACGCUAACCCUCCUUUGGGGGAUAGUCAGUGUCUGCCAGGGUUUGGUAACCAACCAGGCCGGUCUUUUUGGAAUACGAGUCUUGUUGGGCGUUACGGAGGCCGGCCUAUUUCCUGGAGUCAUCUAUGUGUUCUCGGUAUACUAUCGCAGGAGCGAGCGAAGUUGGCGGGUAGCUAUAUUUUUUGGUGGUGCUGCUCUGGCAGGUGCCUUCGGAGGUAUUUUGGCGUAUGCCAUAGCGAAGAUGGACGGUAUUGGUGGCCGCAAAGGAUGGCAAUGGAUAUUCAUUAUCGAGGGUCUUCUCACUGUAGCCAUUUCCCUCGUGGCAUAUUUUCUGGUUCCGACUUGGUCGUACAAAGCUAAAUUUCUUACCGAUUCGGAACGCGAACGUUUGUUGGAACGACUGAGAGCCGACUCGGACGCAGGAGACAACGAGAAAUUCGAGUGGUAUUAUGUUCGCCAGGCAUGGACGGAUCAUCUCUGUUGGGCUUAUGCUCUGCUGUUCCACGGCUUUGCGUUUGUCUUGUACUCUCUCAGCCUUUUCCUGCCGACUAUUAUCGCUGGGCUAGGUUUCCAGAGCUGGCAAGCUCAACUAUUAACGAUCCCGCCCAAUGCAUUGGCCAGUCUAGCGAUCUGGUUCACCGUGUGGAUAUCUUCGCGUUACAAUCUCAGGGCCCCAUUCAUCAUCGGUGCUGCUUUCGUUGCUAUUGUUGGGUACAUCAUCCUGCUUACGGCAAAAACAUCCGGCGGUCAAUAUGUUGGUGUCCACUUCGCCGCCGCGGGUGUCUACACUGGGAAUGCUUUACUUCUAAGCUGGCCCGGUGAGAAUGUUUCCGGUCAAACGAAGAGGGCUAUUGCCGUUGCGAUGCAGAUAACCAUCGGAGAUAUUGGAGCCGUGGCCGGUGUCUUAAUUUAUCGGCCAAAUUUCAGUGGUCAUCACUUCAGGAAACCCCAUAUCAUCUCCAUAGGGUACUUGGUCUUUGCUGCGGCGGUGGCUGCUUACCUGUGGAUCUGGAUGGCUCGAGAGAAUGCCAGGCGCGACGAAGUUCUUCGAAAGCUGGCUGAUGAAAAAGAAGUCAAGCAGGAAAGGAACCGUCGGGCUGGAGAUCGUGACAUUUAUUAUCGAUAUCAUGUAUGA
Messenger RNA from Pleurotus ostreatus (oyster mushroom), 1476 nucleotides. RefSeq lists its product as uncharacterized. The transcript is spliced from 17 exons. The record is from RefSeq and is a predicted model, not a curated record. Gene Ontology annotation, cellular component: membrane. Gene Ontology annotation, molecular function: transmembrane transporter activity. NCBI's taxonomy places the organism in Eukaryota, Fungi, Basidiomycota, Agaricomycetes, Agaricales, Pleurotaceae. The coding region runs from base 1 to 1476 and encodes 491 amino acids. Gene Ontology annotation, biological process: transmembrane transport.